This is a messenger RNA of Emiliania huxleyi CCMP1516, 2388 nucleotides long. RefSeq names its product glycerol-3-phosphate O-acyltransferase. NCBI's taxonomy places the organism in Eukaryota, Haptophyta, Isochrysidales, Noelaerhabdaceae. The record is from RefSeq and is a predicted model, not a curated record. Gene Ontology annotation, molecular function: glycerone-phosphate O-acyltransferase activity; glycerol-3-phosphate O-acyltransferase activity. The coding region runs from base 76 to 2388 and encodes 770 amino acids. The transcript is spliced from 10 exons. Gene Ontology annotation, cellular component: endoplasmic reticulum membrane. Gene Ontology annotation, biological process: phospholipid biosynthetic process.
CACUCUGCGCCACUCUUGAGGCGUUGGCGAGGGCCGGUGAGGCGGCGCCCCGCGCGGCGCGUUAGUGAGUUGAGCAUGCCCAUGUCAAUCUCCUCGUCCUCGGAGCGGCUCGGUGGCCGCACCUUCAUCACCGCUGGGCUCCGCUCCGAGGCCGAGUCGGCGCCGCCCUACGAGAAGCUGCUUGCGACGAGCCCGCAGCUGCCCAGGGAGGAUCAGUCGCGAGCGGAGCCGGUGCGUGGCGCCGCCGACGGCCGUGGCCGCUUCCGCUACGGCUGGCUGCUCUGGCUCGCCAUCGCGUCGGCCGCCUGCCUGCCACCGAUCGGCGUCUCGAACCUGCAGGCCAUCUGCGUCGGCGGCCUCUUUGUGGUCGCAUGGAUGGCGUACAACAUCUCUCUCAAGAGCCUGGUCUGCUCGUGCAUCUACCUGGCGCUCGAGGUCUUCUUCCGCGAGAUCGGGUCGCGCAACACCUACAAGGUGCCGCCCGAGGGCUCGCCCGUCCUCUUUGUCUGCGCGCCGCACGCCAACCAGUUCCUCGACCCGUUUGUGGUGAUGAUGGCGCUGGGCCGGCAGGACAUCCACUUCCUGACGGCGGCCGCGUCGAUGCGCAAGUGGUACGUCCGCUUCGUUGGCGAGACGUUCGGCGCAAUCCCGGUCGAGCGGCCGCAGGACGCGCGCCGGCCGGGCAGCGGCGAGGUGCGCCUCUCGCCCGAGGACGGCCGCACGUUGCUCGGCAGCGGGACGCGCUUCCGCUCGGAGCUGCAGCCGCGCGACCAGGUGGCGUGGGGCGGCCGGCGGGGCGUCGUCGCAGAGGUGCUUGCCGACGAUGCCCUGCGCCUCGCAGCGCCGCCGCGCCGCGGGGAAUGCGGCGGUGGGGGAAGCGGCGGGAGCGGCGGGAGCGGCGGCGGCGGGAGCGGUGGCGGAGGCGGAGGCGGAGGCGGAGGCGGGAGCGGAGGCGCAGGCGGGAGCGGAGGCGGUGGCGGGAGCGGGAGCGGCGGAGGGAGCGGCGGCGGCGAGGAGGCGGGCGCGGAGGGCGACGACCCCCCCCUCCCCUUUGUCAUCACGCCGCACCUCGACCAGAGUGCGAUGUUUGGCGCCGUGCAUGCGGCGCUCGCCGCCGGCCAGUCGGUCGGCAUCUUCCCCGAGGGGGGAUCACACGACCGCGCCUCGCUCCUGCCGCUCAAGGCGAGCAUCGAGACGGCGGCGGGCAUCGCGAUGAUGGCUCUCGGAGCGGUCGCCAAGCACCCGCACUUGCGGCUCAAGCUGGUGCCCGUGGGGCUGCACUACUUCUCGGGGCGCGCGCCCCUAGUCGCUGAACCCAGAUCCUGGCACAAGUUCCGCUCGCGCGUGUUCCUCGACAUUGGCGAGCCGCUCGACGUGCCGCCCUCGCUGCUGCAGCGAUACUACGAGGGCGGGGAGGCGCAGAAGGGCGCGACCGCCGCGCUGCUCUCCGUCGUCGAGACGGCCCUCGCGGCUGUCACCGUCUCGGCGCCCGACUACGAGACGCUCGAGUUCUUCUGGACGUUGCGCAGGCUGAUCAAGACCGGGACGGGGCCGAUGUCGCUCUCUCAGCAGGUCAACUUCGCGCGACUCUUCGCCGCGGCGCACACCCGCGCGGUCGCCGAGGCGGAGCCGCCGACCGACGACGACGCAGGCUCGCCCGAGGCGCCCCCGCGAGGCGACGUGUCGGAGGGCGGCGGCGGCCGCCUCUCGCUCGGCACCCUCACGCGGCUCAAGGCGAUGGCCGCCGAGUACAACUCGACGCUAAAGAGCUUCGGGCUGCGCGACUACCAGGUCGUGUCGGUGAUGGCGCACAUGGGCCGCGGCCGCGCCGCCUCACUGCUCGCGCUGCGCGCGCUGCUGCUGGUGGUGUACGCCGUCUGCCUCGCGCCGGCGUCGGUGCUCGGGCUGCCGCUCCUGCUUGCGCGCGGCGUCGCCUCGCUCAAGGCGCGGCAGGCGGUCGCAAAGUCGAGCGUCAAGCUCAAGGGCACCGACGUCGUCGCCACGUGGAAGCUGCUCGUCGCCCUCGUCCUUGUGCCUCUGAUGUGGUGCGGCUACACCGCCGCGGCCUGCAUCCUCGGCGAGGCGCUGCCGCCUCCGUGGAGCGACGAGGUCUGCCUGCUCGCCUUCUUCUUCCUGCCCUUCCUCGCGUACGGCGCCGUGCUGGCCGGCGACCGGCUCCUGGGCGUCGCGCGCUCGCUGCCGCCGCUGCUCGCGGUGGUGCUCUACCCCGACUACCGCUGGCAGAUUGUCGACCAGAGGCGCGCGCUGCUUGAGGCGAUGCAGGCGCUCGUGGACGAGCACGGCUGGCUCGACGAGGAGCGGGGCGCCCCGUCACCGGUCGCCUCGCCGCUGCAGUCGCCGCAGACGCCGCCGCUGAGGUCGGGGUGA